This is a messenger RNA of Cucurbita maxima (winter squash), 1511 nucleotides long. RefSeq lists its product as uncharacterized. The transcript has 11 exons. The coding region runs from base 208 to 1350 and encodes 380 amino acids. Gene Ontology annotation, cellular component: membrane. The record is from RefSeq and is a predicted model, not a curated record. NCBI's taxonomy places the organism in Eukaryota, Viridiplantae, Streptophyta, Magnoliopsida, Cucurbitales, Cucurbitaceae.
GAAGGGUGUAAUUUGUAAUUAUCUAUACAUAAUGAUGCUAAAUCAGGAGGAGUAAUUUGCAAUUCUUGGAGGGAAAAAAAAAGGCCGGGAGAAAUUUAAGGGGCCUGUUCUUGUGGCUGCCUUGCUUUGUUCAUCCGUCAUUCUCGAUGUUCGAACUCUGAAUCUGUAAAAAUUUUCUUAAUUUCUCCUCGUCCGGAAACUCCAAGAAUGGCGUCCGAUAAGAUCCACAGUGAAACGGAUCAUUUGGUGGAGCUUAUCGUCCGGGAUGAACCUCCGACAAUGUCCGACGCCAGUCAAAUUGUAAAGCCCAAGAUCAACAUCUUCACCAUUUCAUAUCCUCGAAGAAAACCUUCGGAGCAGGUGAAUAAACUCCAUGAAAGUGAUGCAUCUUCAAUAUCCCAAUCUAUUAUUUGGAUUUGGGGUGGAUCAAGAUAUUCUGGUCUACUGUGUGCUUCUCUGUCCUCCAUCUUUUACUUUGCCAUGGAAGUUCUGAUGGAUAUUUUUUCUGCUCAGUCUAUACCAAUUCUUGAAAUGGCUUUUUCAAGAUGUACAAUUAUUACAAUACUAUCGUAUUUGUGGUUGAGGAGGAACGACCAACCAAUGUUUGGACAGACACAUGUUAAUAAGCUUCUGGUUGCUCGUGCUCUAUCCGGACUUAUCUCAUUGAUGGGUUUUAUUUACAGCAUUCAAAGCCUGCCUUUGUCUCAGGCAAUUGUAUUGAGCUUUAUUACUCCAAUAUUGGCUUCAGUUAUGGCAAGGUUUAUUUUACACGAAAAGUUAAAAUUUUCAGACUUUGGGGGUCUUGCUUGCAGUUUUUUGGGUGUUCUACUACUAUUCCAAGAAAUAUUCACUAGUCAAGGUACCGAAGCAGGGUUAACUGAAGGCGAAAAAGGAAUCACAAUCCUGGGAAGUCAUCGUGUGUAUUCAUUAUUAAUUGGUCUUCUUACAUCAAUAGCUGGUGGAAUUAGCUUCUGCCUUAUAAGGGCUAGUGCAAAAGCAUCUGAUCAACCAGUGGUUACAGUUUUAUCUUUCGGCAUGCUGGCUUGUCCUGUCACUGGAAUAUGUUCAGUAGUCUUUGAGACUCUGGUGCUGCCAAAUCUUCGUUCAUUUAUAUUGAUGCUAGUUCUUGGUCUGCUUGCCUUCUUGGCCGAGGUUUGUUGGGCUCGGGGACUUCAACUCGAGAAAACAAGUAAAGUUUGCAACAUUAUUUUCAUGGAGGCUGCAUUGGUGCAAAUAUGGCAUUUUGGAAUACUACGAGUGGCACCUUACGGUCAAAUAUUUGGAAUCAUACUUAUCCUUAUCUCUCAGUGUUGGACUUUAUACGUUGGUCCUGAUACAGAAACUGAAUAAACUAUCCUAACCUAUUCUUCCAAUGGGGGCUCCAAUUUGUGCCUCUUGGUUUAUGGCUUUUCAUCCCACGUGAUUUUUUAGGCUGCAGAUGGAACCGCUUGUAUUUUGUAUUUAAAUUUUGAAAUUUAACAUAUUUUGUCAAAUAAAAUUUAAGUUUACUA